GUGUGCUUGGCCCCGAGGCAGAAUCUCCCACGGAUCAUCCUCAAAGGAAUAUUCCAGGGGGUGAAAGUGGUACGCGGACCUGACUGGGACUGGGGAAACCAAGACGGUGAGGGAGUGAGCGGAGCAAUCCAUCCAUACCGACCAGGGCCUCUUGUUUACCAGUGUUGUUGUUCCAACUGUUUCACCAUGACCCCAUAACCUCAUUCCAUUAUCUCUAAUGUUCUCUCAUUACCCUACAAACUGACAGUGUGAACUGGUGUGUUUGUGCUUCAGGAUUCUUUCCCAGCCCAAAAGGGUCUCAUUGAGUCUGUUUAACAGAUGUUUCUUAACGAGCUGUGUUCACAUGAGCAAGGUUUAUUUUUCCUUUCGUACCGUUUACCCUAUAGUGUAGUGGAAUAUAGCAAGAAGUCACAUGAAUUCGAAUUAUAGCAUGUGUUGCAUCUCUGGGGAGGAACAAAUUGUCUUUGGGGUUAUUUAGUUAGUUUUGGGACAUGGUUUUUGUGGCUACUGUGCUGUUGGGUUUCUGUGGGUUUGCAUAACAUUUCGAGUCAAGAGAAUUUGUCUCUCAAUGGCAAAUCAUUAGUGAAGAAACAGAUUUUCCAUACAAGUACUAACUUAACUCUUCGCAGGAUCUCCGUCUGUGCAAAGUUUGAUAAUUGCUCCUGUUUCUUUCAUUUUCAAAACCCUUGAAUAUCAUUGCCUUUAGGGCUGGAGAAAUCUGUCAUUAGCUCUUUGUAUUACCUAAUGUGGGGUCAGAACCGGGAAUGGCAUUGGGUCCUCUCUGUGCUAAAGCACUGGCGAAUGAGUCAAAAUGUCCUAUGCUGUCUUUGAAAGUGAACCUCUGGGGUCUAAGUCAGUCAUCAUCAGUCUUUACGCAGCAUACGGUAAGUGCAUAGGGACAUUCUGGGUAUGCUCAGAAGAGAGGCUGUCCCUUUCCUGAGUCCUGUCCUGAACUGAGGUUACCUGGCAGGCUGUGUAAUCCUUGAUGACAUUGUAAUCCUUGAUGUAACUGUUAACCUGCAUAACCUAGGCUAUACAAUGCCAAGCUCUCUAUGUUUGUGGUGGAAACUGAAUGUAGUAUUUGAUGACAUUUGACCUUGAAGCCUGUCAGUAUGUAAUAAAGUAGAUGCGUAGUGGUAGUAAAUCAAUGUAUUUUAUAUUGUGUCUGGUACAGUAGUCUGAGAAUGUGAGUGAUGCUAGCCCCAGCCUCUAAGUGUGCUUUGUUUUGUGUUAUUCUUUGUUUGGUCUCUCACUUCUAACCAGAAUCAAAGGGAUGAUUGGAGAAACGUUGAAAGACAGCCAAUGUUCACUGUCUGUUUAGAUUGUUAUCCAUUUAGAUUGGUCUUUGAAGACCUUUUCAGCAUCCAGAGCACAGAUUGGAGUCAUGAUCCUUACUUGUUGUUUCUUAUUUUCAGUAUGUGAUGUUGAAUUAGCCAAGUCUAGAAUUGACAAGAUUCCUGUACCAGAGUGUGGUCUUUGUGCUGUGUGUUCCCACAAAAAGGUUGACCAUGUGGAUGUGAAACAAUGAUGGGCACCAUUUCCUGUUUUAACACUGGGUGCGUUCGUAAAUUCACUCUGGCUAUCUACUCCGAUUUCAGAGCACUCUCGUCAGUGUGCCAGAACGCAGAAUAACUGAUGAAUUUAUGAACGCGCAACACCCAUUGAAUAUGACCGGUAUCAGUAAAUGUUGUCAAAAAACAUAACUAAAUUGUUGCCAGCAGCACAGUUAGUCACCAAUGCUCUAGAUAACAUGAAACCAGUCUAACCAGCUCUGCUAGGGCGAGUAAAAUGGUCGGAGUGAGGUGUUCUCUCAUUUGUAUCUGGAAGUAGCUAGCAAGCUAGCCAACUUUAGCCAGUGAGCUUGGGUGCUUUACUGCAGUUGAAGUCAAAACGCUCGGGUCAACCCUACUCCAAUGCCAGAGUGUCCAGUGUACGCUCAGAGAGCGAAACGCUCUGAAUUUACGAACGGACAAUCUGACAAAUGCCCAAAGUGCACUCUGAUCGCACUCUGGCACUCCAAUUAAUUUACGAACACACCCAUUGUGUCUUUGAAGGGGUAAUUUCCUGCCUGUGCACAGACUCAAACUACACAAAAUAUAAUUGUUUCCAUUGUGUUUGAUAUAUUCACCCUAACUAUUUAUCUUCUCAUCAUUCCUAAUUUUUCCCCAAUAAGCCUAUUUUACUCUUGCUCUCUUCGGUCUUUCUCUCCUCCCACACUCCUACACUGUGUGUGCAGGAGGAGAGGGUAAGGUUGGAAAGGUGGUGGACAUCCGUGGCUGGGACACAGAGUCCGGUCGUAGUGUGGCCAGUGUCACCUGGUCCAAUGGCACCACCAAUGUCUACCGAUUGGGUCACAAGGGCAAGGUAGACCUCAAAUAUGUGUCGGACGUCCAGGGAGGCUUCUACUACAAAGACCACCUACCAAAGCUCGGUAUGAACCAAGGGGGAUAGACUUUAAGUUUCUACCUGUUGUUAAGGAUUCAUGCUUGUUUUCGUAAUUCAUCAAAUAGUAUAUGUAUCCUACAGAUCAAUAUGAAAGCACUGCAGUAGAGUUGGCCUAUGUUGUCACGUGUGUGUUUUUAUCUAUGGUUUAUGUGUACACAGGUGAGCAUGCAGAACUGCAGAGGCAGGAGAGUGCAGAAGGCCACACCUUCAACCAGGGGGACAAGGUGAAGUGUCUCCUGGAGGUGGACAUCCUCAGACAGAUGCAAGAGGGCCACGGAGGGUGGAACCCCAAAAUGGCAGAGGUACUAAACUAAACUCCCUCCAAGUCAAAUAGUGGAAUUUCUGAUAUAAUCUUAUCAAAAGAGUCUGACCUCAUUCCAAGCUUUCUCCAGUCGUAGAACUACUUUGAAGUGUUUGCCACGUUGUCACUGCAUGUGCUAUGUUAUUUUAUUUUUUAUUUAACCUUUAUUUAACUAGGCAAGUCAGUUAAGAACAAAUUCUUAUUUACAAUGACGGCCUACCCCGGCCAAACCCUAACCCGGACGACGCUGGGCCAAUUGUGCGCCACCCUAUGGGACUCCCAAUCACGGCCGGUUAAGAUACAGCCUGGAAUCGAAUCAGGGUCUGUAGUGACGCCUCUAGCACUGAGAUGCAGUGCCUUAGACCGCUGCUCCACUCGGGAGCCCCGAGUUAGACAAGUACUGCUUCAAAUUCUGAGUACCGUAUCCCCAUUUUGAACCUUUGAACCCAGGUUUAUGUAACGUCGCCGGUGUGAAUGGUCUCUGGUGUGCAAUAGAACAAAAUCAACAAGCACGUGUUACUUUCAAAUCAAUGGAGCCAGCGAAAUGACAAUGCCAAGGCCGGCCACAAUCUGCGACUGCAAAUCAAAUCUGAUUUGUGUGUUUACAGUACAUCUGUAAAAUUGGGAUGGUACACAGAAUCACUGACCGGGGAGAUGUCCGAGUCCAGUACAGCAACAACAUCCGCUGGACUUUCCACCCAGGUGCCCUGACCAAGGUACUCUAGCUCUACCAGUGAGAAAUUAAUACAGGCUCACAGCAUGGUCUUAUACUGUAGGUUAGCAUUAGCUAGCGAUGUGAUGCUAAUAAAAUCAAAUUUGAAUGGUCACAUACACAUAUUUAGCAGAUGUUAUUGCGGGUGUAGCGAAAUGCUUGUGUUCCUAACUCCAACAGUGCAGUAGUAUCUAACAAUUCACAACAAUACACAGAAAUCUAAAAGUAAAAUAAUGGAAUUAAGAAAUAUAUACAGUGGGGGAAAAAAGUAUUUAGUCAGCCACCAAUUGUGCAAGUUCUCCCACUUAAAAAGAUGAGGCCUGUAAUUGUCAUCAUAGGUACACAUCAACUAUGACAGACAAAAUGAGGAAAACAUUUCCAGAAAAUCACAUUCUAGGAUUUUUUAUGAAUUUAUUUGCAAAUGAUGGUGGAAAAUAAGUAUUUGGUCAAUAACAAAAGUUUCUCAAUACUUUGUUAUAUACCCUUUGUUGGCAAUGACACAGGUCAAACGUUUUCUGUAAGUCUUCACAAGGUUUUCACACACUGUUGCUGGUAUUUUGGCCCAUUCCUCCAUGCAGAUCUCCUCUAGAGCAGUGAUGUUUUGGGGCUGUCGCUGGGCAACACGGACUUUCAACUCCCUCCAAAAUGUUCUAUGGGGUUGAGAUCUGGAGACUGGCUAGGCCACUCCAGGACCUUGAAAUGCUUCUUACGAAGCCACUCCUUCGUUGCCCGGCGGUGUGUUUGGGAUCAUUGUCAUGCUGAAAGACCCAGCCACGUUUCAUCUUCAAUGCCCUUGCUGAUGGAAGGAGGUUUUCACUCAAAAUCUCACGAUACAUGGCCCCAUUCAUUCUUUCCUUUACACGGAUCAGUCGUCCUGGUCCCUUUGCAGAAAAACAGCCCCAAAGCAUGAUGUUUCCACCCCCAUGCUUCACAGUAGGUAUGGUGUUCUUUCGAUGCAACUCAGCAUUCUUUGUCCUCCAAACACGACAAGUUGAGUUUUUACCAAAAAGUUAUAUUUUGGUUUCAUCUGACCAUAUGACAUUCUCCCAAUCCUCUUCUGGAUCAUCCAAAUGCACUCUAGCAAACUUCAGACGGGCCUGGACAUGUACUGGCUUAAGCAGGGGGACACGUCUGGCACUGCAGGAUUUGAGUCCCUGGCGGCGUAGUGUGUUACUGAUGGUAGGCUUUGUUACUUUGGUCCCAGCUCUCUGCAGGUCAUUCACUAGGUCCCCCCGUGUGGUUCUGGGAUUUUUGCUCACCGUUCUUGUGAUAAUUUUGACCCCACGGGGUGAGAUCUUGUGUGGAGCCCCAGAUCGAGGGAGAUUAUCAGUGGUCUUGUAUGUCUUCCAUUUCCUAAUAAUUGCUCCCACAGUUGAUUUCUUCAAACCAAGCUGCUUACCUAUUGCAGAUGCAGUCUUCCCAGCCUGGUGCAGGUCUACAAUUUUGUUUCUGGUGUCCUUUGACAGCUCUUUGGUCUUGGCCAUAGUGGAGUUUGGAGUGUGACUGUUUGAGGUUGUGGACAGGUGUCUUUUAUACUGAUAACAAGUUCAAACAGGUUCCAUUAAUACAGGUAACGAGUGGAGGACAGAGGAGCCUCUUAAAGAAGAAGUUACAGGUCUGUGAGAGCCAGAAAUCUUGCUUGUUUGUAGGUGACCAAAUACUUAUUUUCCACCAUAAUUUGCAAAUAAAUUCAUUAAAAAUCCUACAAUGUGAUUUUCUGGAUUUUUUUUUCUCAAUUUGUCUGUCAUAGUUGACGUGUACCUAUGAUGAAAAUUACAGGCCUCUCAUCUUUUUAAGUGGGAGAACUUGCACAAUUGGUGGCUGACUAAAUACUUCUUUUCCCCAAUGUAAAUAUUAGGAUGAGCAAUGUCGGAGUGGCAUUGACUUAAAUACAGUAGAAUAGAAUACAGUAUAUACAUAUGAGUUGAGUAAAGCAGUAUGUAAACAUUAAAGUGACUAGUGUUCCAUUAUUAAAGUGGCCAGUGAUUCCAUGUCUAUGUAUAUAGGGCAGCAGCCUCUGAGGUGCAGGGUUGAGUAACCGUGUGGUAGCCGGCUAGUGAUGGCUAUUUAACAGUCUCAUGGCCUUGAGAUAGAAGCUGUUUUUCAGUCUCUCGGUCCCAGCUUUGAUGCACCUGUACUGACCUCGCCAUCUGGAUGAUAACAGGGUGAACAGGCCGUGGCUUGGGUGGUUGAUGUCCUUGAUAAUCUUUUUGGCCUUCCUGUGACAUCGGGUGCUGUAGGUGUCCUGGAUGCUGACAGAUUAGCAUUAGCAUCACAUCGCUAACAAUUUGCUGUCUUCUUCCCCUUUCUUGCCGUAGGUGAACACGUUUGGUGUGGGCGAGCUGGUUCGAGUACUGGAAGACAUAGACAGCGUAAAGAGGCUUCAGGCUGGCCACGGAGAAUGGACAGACAGCAUGGCACCAGUACGUUGACAUAGGCAGAGGCUAACUACCUGUAGCCUGAUGCUAACUUCCUGUAGCCUAACUGAGUGGGGAGGGGGAAACUGAAAACUAGCUGUUAUUGGCAGAGAGGUUUCGAACUCUCUUUCUUAUUAAGGCAUCAGCAUGCUUCAGUUGAGCGGGCACCUAGCCGAACUCGGCUAGCCGAACUGAACGAGUGUGCUCGCAUACUCCCUUAAAAGACCUUCACUUGAAAAAUGAGAAAAAAGCGACAAUAGUACUGUUUGUCCAUUUUAAGAUGCUGUAGUCAAAAUAGUCAGAAUUAAUCUAAGAUAACUCAAGUAAUAUGUCAUUAAUUUUGACGUUUUUGCCGAACAGAUCUUAGUCAAUCUUAGCAAUUUUACAUCUAACUAUGUUGUUUGGUGCAAUAUUUCUUUAUGAAAAAUUGUACAUGAAAACGAGUCAUCUCUCGUUGAAUGACAACAAAGACUUUAUUGAAGAAUCUUUACUGUUGACCAAUCACUGACUUGUGGUGUAGACUUCAGCUCCGAACUUCAGCUUGCCUCCAGAAAAAAUGUUGUGUACCCUCACCGAAGGGUGACAUCACAAAAUGUCAUCAUAAUAUAUGCACAAACUCUACCGAACUGUUUCGGCUAGGAAGCAUGCAGACUCCUUUAGUCUAUUAACUAAUUUACCGCCUGGUGAUCUCACCAUCCCACCAAAACAGGCUGACAUUUCAAGCCGUCUUUUCAAACAGCUCUUACACUAAAAGCAUAUUAUCAUUUUCACAAUUUCACAGAAUUUUUGCAACCUCAUAGUGUGGAAAUAAUUAUAUAUAAAACACAGGAAAAUCUAGUUUUUGACUUCACUGGGCCUUCAAGGCUUCUGCGAAAGCAAAGCAUCUUGAUUAUUUACCGAUAAAUAAAAGCCCUGAGAAUUUCCCUGAGUGGCAUGGAUAACUGAAAAGAGUGCAUUUGAGAUGGCAAGAUGAAUCAAGGUUUGAUGGAGGUUCUUUGAAAUUAUAAUAUAAUAAUAAUAAUAUGCCAUUUAGCAGACGCUUUUAUCCAAAGCGACUUACAGUCAUGCGUGCAUACAUUUUUGUGUAUGGGUGGUCCCGGGGAUCGAACCCACUACCUUGGCGUUACAAGCGCCGUGCUCUACCAGCUGAGCUACGGACUCCCUCUCCUCUCAUUCAUGGCAUGUGAUAGGUGUUUAUACCUAAUAUACCUAAUAUCUUGUCAUAUCAGUGGUCGUGAUGGAAAGGACAUUUGAAACUGUAAUGGGAAAGAGUCCAUAGGCCCGCCUACCUAUCUGGUGUCCUAACACUGUCAGUACCACUGUCUUUUCACUCUCCCCCCUCCCCCCUCUCUCCUCUGCCCCCCCCACCCCUCUUCCUCCUUCUGUUUUUUACACCCCCUCCUUUCUCCUCUCCGAUCAGGCCCUGGGGCAGAUGGGCAAGGUGCUGAAGGUGUACGCCGACGGGGACCUGCGCGUGGCCUUUGGCGGCCAGACGUGGACCUUUAACCCGGCAUGCCUCUCGGCCCAAACCGUGGAGGUGGACGCCAACCUCAUGACCGCCGAAAACCCCAAUGAAUCCGGAAGUAAGGACUACUGAGACCUUGCAAAAAGGAGGAAGGGGGCCUCUUAUCCAACAGUCAUCCAGCGACCUCUGCUUUUUGUCCUUCCUUCCCCUUAUUCUCACUGAACCCCCGCCACCCCUCCCUCUUCUUCCAGCACUCUUGCUGCAAGCCAUGCAUGCACUACUGGCCAAGGGCUGUGACAGUGGCUGUCUGUUGCAUAGACGGCCAAUCAUAACACUGUUUCUCCUGGUCACUGUCUGACCAACGGGUUUCAUUUGCACAUCAUUUGCAUGUCUCUGAAAUGUCUGGUUUCUCUCUCAGUAUCAUGUCCCUGCAUGUUGGAGGGAAGCUCCACAGGCCCCAUCAGCAUAUGUGCCUCUACUGCUCCUCGUGUGUAUAUGAAUGUGUGGUUCUCCUACCAGUCUUGAGUGCCCUGACUCAAUCCCCCCUCUUUCUGUGUCCGUCAUAUUCAUCAUGGUGGAACAGAGAGUGGUGACGAGAGGCUCGUAAUGCUGGGUUAGGGUGCACGGGGACAUUUUGACUCAUUCCAAUGGUUGUACUUUGACUUGACUUUACAAAUCGUCUUGGUAACUCUGUGUGUAUGUAUGUGCUCUCUGGGUUUAGAGGGUCCUGGAGGGCAACGCAGCACAAACUAUGUAUGUUCCCCACGCUCUCGAAUCCUUCAAUAACAUGUCACACUCUCUUUCUUCUCUCUCUUUCUACUUUCUCCUUCCCUUGCUCUUUAUUCCUCUACAUUGUCUUUUCUCACUCUCCGCCUUUUUUCUUCGGCCUCGAUUCCCUAUCUUCUCUCUCUCUCUCUCUCUCUCUCUGUCUCUCUCUCUCAUCUCCAGACACAGUCAUUUCAGUCCUGGAAAAGCUGCUGUCUCAGUCUACAGAGCAGGACAACCCCAGCCGGCUGGUAAUCGAGGCGGCGCAUGGCAGUGCCAACAAAGUCAGAGAGCUAGUGCAGAAAUACCCUGACAAGGUGCGCUCACUCCCCGCCUGCUACCACAGACUGUGUGUGUGUUACAUCUCUUAAUGUGAUUGUGUGUGUUACAUCUCUUAAUGUGAUGGUGUGUGUUACAUCUCUUAAUGUGAUUGUGUGUGUUACAUCUCUUAAUGUGAUGGUGUGUGUUACAUCUCUUAAUGUGAUUGUGUGUGUUACAUCUCUUAAUGUGAUGGUGUGUGUUACAUCUCUUAAUGUGAUUGUGUGUGUUACAUCUCUUAAUGUGAUUGUGUGUGUUACAUCUCUUAAUGUGAUUGUGUGUGUUACAUCUCUUAAUGUGAUUGUGUGUGUUACAUCUCUUAAUGUGAUUGUGUGUGUUACAUCUCUUAAUGUGAUUGUGUGUGUUACAUCUCUUAAUGUGAUUGUGUGUGUUACAUCUCUUAAUGUGAUGGUGUGUGUUACAUCUCUUAAUGUGAUUGUGUGUGUUACAUCUCUCCAGGUGGAUAUAAAGAACCAGGGCAAGACGGCGCUGCAGGUGGCAGCCCACCAGGGCCACAUGGAGGUGGUCCUGGCUCUGCUGCAGGCCAACAGCUCCAUGGAGGUGAAGGAUGAGGACGGAGACACCGCCCUGCACUACACAGCCUUUGGGUGAGAGGAGCACACAGACACACGGGCCAUCUGAAGGUGGCCAGUCUAAACCCUGUAUUCAAAUUGUCAGCAAACAAGUUAUGGGGGAGGGGUUAUCUGGAUUUAAUUGGAUUUGGGCUUGUCCAUUUCUCCAGCUGGGGUGCAUUGGGUUCAGUAAAAUCACUCCACACCCACAGAAACAGACACAGACAGGCAUUACUUUUGUCCCUAAUCCUCCACACGACAGAGAACAGGGAUUAGGUAGGCAGCUUUAGAUUCCAUCUAUGAGAAUAUGAGCCAUUGAUGGGAUUUACAAGUAUCCCUUGGGUCUCUCAGUGGUUACAUGGCAAGUAAACAAGCAUCAGCUUUGGGAUGGAUCUGUUAUGAGACUCAUGUAGUGGGUUUUUUAUUCAGGCCUGCGCGUUUUAGUGGUUCCCUGUCCAUUUUCAAUUCAUUCCAAUCCGGUGAGGCUUUAUUGGUGUGGAACUCAUAGGUAAAUAUUGCCAAAGCUGAAAUUCAUUAUCAGAAUGAGUAAAUAAAAAAUAAUAUGAAAAUGCAUUGAAUGAUGCAUAUUGAAAUUAAUAUGCUAAGUAGAUAUGAAAAAUGAUUAUGCUUAGACCUAAGUGUGUGUGUGUGUGUGUGUGUGUGUGUGUGUGUGUAUGCAGGAACCAGGCGGAGAUUGCGCGUCUGCUGCUGAGCAAAGGGGCCAACGUGAACCUACUGAACAACUCCAUGUGCACGGCGCUGCACAUAGCCGUCAACAAGGGCUUCACCGACGUGGUGCGCGUGCUGUCGGAACACUUGGCCGACGUCAACCUACAGGUCAGUACCCACUAAUAAGAAUGACAUUACCUGCGCCUGAAAUGGCGUCCUAUUCCCUAUAUAAUUCACUACUUUUGUUCAUGCUUUCUACUGUCAUGCUCACUGCCCAUACAUAGAAAAGGCAGACAGAUUUAUUUUACCUAGGAGCAAAAGACAAUGUUACUGCAGAUAAUUUUUACCUUCUGCUAUGAAGCUUUUUAACAAACACUUUAUAUAUAUAUAUAUAUAUAUAUAUAUAUAUAUAUAUACAGUUGAAGUCGGAGGUUUACAUACACCUUAGCCAAAUACAUUUAAACUCUGUCUUUCACAAUUCCUGACAUUUAAUCCUAGUAAAGAUUCCCUGUUUUAGGUCAGUUAGGAUCACCACUUUAUUUUAAGAAUGUUAAAUGUCAGAAUAAUAGUAAAGAGAAUGAUUUAUUUCAGCUUUUAUUUCUUUCAUCACAUUCCCAGUGGGUCAGAAGUUUACAUACACUCAGUUAGUAUUUGGUAGCAUUGCCUUUAAAUUGUUUAACUUGGGUCAAAUGUUUCGGGUAACCUUCCACAAGCUUCCCACAAUAAGUUGGGUGAAUUUUGGCCCAUUCCUCCUGACAGAGCUGGUGUAACUGAGUCUGGUUUGUAGGCCUCCUUGCUCGCACACACCUUUUCAGUUCUUCCCACACAUUUUCUAUAGGAUUGAGGUCAGGGCUUUGUGAUGGCGACUCCAAUACCUUGACUUUGUUGUCCUUAAGCCAUUUUGCCACAACUUUGGAAGUAUGCUUGGGGUCAUUGUCCAUUUGAAAGACCCAUUUGCGACCAAGCUUUAACUUCCUGACUGAUGUCUUGAGAUGUUGCUUCAAUAUAUCCACAUAAUUUUCCUUCCACAUGAUGCCAUCUAUUUUGUGAAGUGCACCAGUCCCUUCUGCAGCAAAGCACCCCCACAGCAUGAUGCUGCCACCUCCGUGCCUCACGGUUGGGAGGUGUUCUUCGGCUUGCAAGACCCCCCUUUUUCCUCCAAACAUAACAAUGGUCAUUAUGGCCAAACAGUUCUAUUUUUGUUUCAUCAGACCAGAGGACAUUUCUCAAAAAAUACGAUCUUUGUCCCCAUGUGCAGUUGCAAACCGUAGUCUGGCUUUUUUAUGACUGUUUUGAAGCAGUGGCUUCUUCCUUGCUGAGCGGCCUUUCAGGUUAUGUCGAUAUAGGACUCGUUUUACUGUGGAUAUAGAUACUUUUGUACCUGUUUCCUCCAGCAUCUUCACAAGGUCCUUUGCUGUUGUUCUGGGAUUGAUUUGCACUUUUCGCACCAAAGUACGUUCAUCUCUAGGAGACAGAACGCAUCUCCUUCCUGACCGGUAUGAUGGCUGUGUGGUCCCAUGGUGUUUAUACUUGCGUACUAUUGUUUGUCCAGAUGAACAUGGUACCUUCAGGCGUUUGGAAAUUGCUCCCAAGGAUGAACCAGACUUGUGGAGGUCUACAAUUUAUUUUCGGAGGUCUUGGCUGAUUUAUUUUGAUUUUCCCAUGAUGUCAAGCAAAGAGGCACUGAGUUUGAAGGUAGGCCUUGAAAUACAUCCACAGGUACACCUCCAAUUGACUCAAAUGAUGUCAAUUAGCCUAUCAGAAGCUUCUAAAGCCAUGACAUCAUUUUCUGGAAUUUUCCAAGCUGUUUAAAGGCACAGUCAACUUAGUGUAUGUAAACUUCUGACCCAUUGGAAUUGUGAUACAGUGAAUUAUAAGUGAAAUAGUCUGUCUGUAAACAAUUGUUGGAAAAAUUACUUGUGUCAUGCACAAAGUAGAUGCCCUAACCGACUUGCCAAAACUAUAGUUUGUUAACAGGAAAUGUGUGGAGUGGUUGAAAAACGAGUUUUAAUGACUCCAACCUAAGUGUAUGUAAACUUCCGACUUCAACUGUAUACAGUGGGGAGAACAAGUAUUUGAUACACUGCCGAUUUUGCAGGUUUCCCUACUUACAAAGCAUGUAGAGCUAUCAUAGGUACACUUCAACUGUGAGAGACGGAAUCUAAAACAAAAAUCCAGAAAAUCACAUUGUAUGAUUUUUUAAGUAAUUAAUUUGCAUUUUAUUACAUGACAUAAGUAUUUGAUACAUCAGAAAAGCAGAACUUAAUAUUUGGUACAGAAACCUUUGUUUGCAAUUACAGAGAUCAUACGUUUCCUGUAGGUCUUGACCAGGUUUGCACACACUGCAGCAGGGAUUUUGGCCCACUCCUCCAUACAGACCUUCUCCAGAUCCUUCAGGUUUCGGGGCUGUCGCUGGGCAAUACAGACUUUCAGCUCCCUCCAAAGAUGUUCUAUUGGGUUCAGGUCUGGAGACUGGCUAGACCACUCCAGGAUCUUGAGAUGCUUCUUACGGAGCCACUCCUUAGUUGCCCUGGCUGUGUGUUUCGGGUCGUUGUCAUGCUGGAAGAUCCAGCCACGACCCAUCUUCAAUGCUCUUACUGAGGGAAGGAGGUUGUUGGCCAAGAUCUCGCGAUACAUGGCCCCAUCCAUCCUCCCCUCAAUACGGUGCAGUCGUCUUGUCCCCUUUGCAGAAAAGCAAAAUCGGCAGUGUAUCAAAUACUUGUUCUCCCCACUGUAUAUACAGUGGGGGGAAAAAGUAUUUAGUCAGCCACCAAUUGUGCAAGUUCUCCCACUUAAAAAGAUGAGAGAGGCCUGUAAUUUUCAUCAUAGGUACACGUCAACUAUGACAGACAAAUUGAGGAAAAAAAUCCAGAAAAUCACAUUGUAGGAUUUUUAAUGAAUUUAUUUGCAAAUUAUGGUGGAAAAUAAGUAUUUGGUCACCUACAAACAAGCAAGAUUUCUGGCUCUCACAGACCAGUAACUUCUUCUUUAAGAGGCUCCUCUGUCCUCCACUCGUUACCUGUAUUAAUGGAACCUGUUUGAACAUGUUAUCAGUAUAAAAGACACCUGUCCACGACCUCAAACAGUCACACUCCAAACUCCACUAUGGCCAAGACCAAAGAGCUGUCAAAGGACACUAGAAACAAAAUUGUAGACCUGCACCAGGCUGGGAGGACUGAAGAUCUCACCCCGUGGGGUCAAAAUGAUCACAAGAACGGUGAGCAAAAAUCCCAGAACCACACGGGGGGACCUAGUGAAUGACCUGCAGAGAGCUGGGACCAAAGUAACAAAGCCUACCAUCAGUAACACACUACGCCGCCAGGGACUCAAAUCCUGCAGUGCCAGACGUGUCCCCCUGCUUAAGCCAGUACAUGUCCAGGCCCGUCUGAAGUUUGCUAGAGUGCAUUUGGAUGAUCCAGAAGAGGAUUGGGAGAAUGUCAUAUGGUCAGAUGAAACCAAAAUAGAACUUUUUGGUAAAAACUCAACUCGUCGUGUUUGGAGGACAAAGAAUGCUGAGUUGCAUCCAAAGAACACCAUACCUACUGUGAAGCAUGGGGGUGGAAACAUCAUGCUUUGGGGCUGUUUUUCUGCAAAGGGACCAGGACGACUGAUCCGUGUAAAGGAAAGAAUGAAUGGGGCCAUGUAUCGUGAGAUUUUGAGUGAAAACCUCCUUUCAUCAGCAAGGGCAUUGAAGAUGGAACGUGGCUGGGUCUUUCAGCAUGACAAUGAUCCCAAACACACCGCCCGGGCAACGAAGGAGUGGCUUCGUAAGAAGCAUUUCAAGGUCCUGGAGUGGCCUAGCCAGUCUCCAGAUCUCAACCCCAUAGAAAAUCUUUGGAGGGAGUAGAAAGUCUGUGUUGCCCAGCGACAGCCCCAAAACAUCACUGCUCUAGAGGAGAUCUGCAUGGAGGAAUGGGCCAAAAUACCAGCAACAGUGUGUGAAAACCUUGUGAAGACUUACAGAAAACGUUUGACCUGUGUCAUUGCCAACAAAGGGUAUAUAACAAAGUAUUGAGAAACUUUUGUUAUUGACCAAAUACUUAUUUUCCACCAUAAUUUGGAAAUUAAUUCAUAAAAAAUCCUACAAUGUGAUUUUCUGGAGAAAAAAAAUCUCAUUUUGUCUGUCAUAGUUGAUGUGUACCUAUGAUGAAAAUUACAGGCCUCUCUCAUCUUUUUAAGUGGGUGAACUUGCACAAUUGGUGGCUGACUAAAUACUUUUUUCCCCCACUGUAUAUAUAUAUACAGUGAGGGAAAAAAGUAUUUGAUCCCCUGCUGAUUUUGUACGUUUGCCCACUGACAAAGACAUGAUCAGUCUAUAAUUUUAAUGGUAGGUUUAUUUGAACAGUGAGAGACAGAAUAAGAACAAAAAAAUCCAGAAAAACGCAUGUCAAAAAUGUUUUAAAUUGAUUUGCAUUUUAAUGAGGGAAAUAAGUAUUUGACCCCUCUGCAAAACAUGACUUAGUACUUGGUGGCAAAACCCUUGUUGGCAAUCACAGAGGUCAGACGUUUCUUGUAGUUGGCCACCAGGUUUGCACACAUCUCAGGAGGGAUUUUGUCCCACUCCUCUUUGCAGAUCUUCUCCAAGUCAUUAAGGUUUCGAGGCUGACGUUUGGCAACUCGAACCUUCCGCUCCCUCCACAGAUUUUCUAUGGGAUUAAGGUCUGGAGACUGGCCAGGCCACUCCAGGACCUUAAUAUGCUUUUUCUUGAGCCACUCCUUUGUUGCCUUGGCCAUGUAGUUUGGGACAAAGAGUUCAAUCUUGGUUUCGUCAGACCAGAGAAUCUUGUUUCUCAUUGUCAGAGUCCUUUAGGUGCCUUUUUGGCAAACUCCAAGUGGGCUGUCAUGUGUAUUUUACUGUGGAGUGGCUUCCGUCUGGCCACUCUACCAUAAAGGCCUGAUUGGUGGAGUGCUGCAGAGAUGGUUGUCCUUGUGGAAGGUUCUCCCAUCUCCACAGAGGAACUCUAGAGCUCUGUCAGAGUGACCAUCGGGUUCUUGGUCACCUCCCUGACCAAGGACUUUCUCCCCCGAUUGCUCAGUUUGGCCGGGCAGCCAGCUUUAGGGAGAGUCUUGGUGGUUCCAAACUUCUUCCAUUUAGGAAUGAUGGAGGCCACUGUGUUCUUGGGGCCCUUCAAUGCUGCAGACAUUUUUUGGUACCCUUCCCCAGAUCUGUGCCUCGACACAAUCCUGUCUCGGAGCUCUACAGACAAUUCCUUCGACCUCAUGGCUGGUUUUUGCUCUGACAUGCACUGUCAACUGUGGGACCUUAUAUAGACAGGUGUGUGCCUUUUCAAAUCAUGUCCAAUCAAUUUAAAUUUACCACAGGUGGACUCAGGAUGCACCUGAGCUCAAUUUUGAGUCUCAUGUCAAAGGGUCUGAAUACUUAUGUAAAUAAGGUAUUUCUGUUUUUUAUUUUUAAUACAUUUGCAAAAAUGUCAAAUCUGUUUGAGAAUAUUUUUCUUUUUUAAUCAAUUUUAGAAUAAGGCUGUAACGUAACAAAAAGUGGAAAAAGUCAAGGGGUCUGAAUACUUUCCGAAUGCACUGUGUAUAUAUAUAUUAAUUGAUGGUCCCGUGUAGCUCAGUUGGUAGAGCAUGGCGUUUGCAACGCCAGGGUUGUGGGUUCGAUUCCCACGGGGGGCCAGUAUGAAAAAAUAAAUGUUUAUGCAUUCACUAACUGUAAGUCGCUCUGGAUAAGAGCGUCUGCUAAAUGACUAAAAUGUAAAUGAUGUGCUGCUUUUAGUGUCUUUGUGUCAUGUUUCUACUUUGUAUUUAUUGUUGGUAUAACUAUUUUUCUGUAAGGGCUGUGUGAUUUUUCUGUUCACUUGGGUCCAGUUGUUGAGCUCAUUAAGGCCAUUUAGAGGGCUCUCCAACUCUCUUUCUGGGCUUUCCUCAAACGGCCACAUCUCGAAGCAGCUCAGUACGCCUCACAACUAGUCUCUGGUUUUGGGUACGGCUCGUGAUAUUACAUUUUUUGGCUCAAGCAGUGUACGUGCUCAGCUGGAGUGGAAUGGCUGCCUGGAGUUGUGUGUGUUAUGUCUUGCUCGGGUGGUAGGAAUACUGGGUGACGUCGGCGUAAAUGUGCAACAUGUUUAAGGUGUUGGCAGCUGCAUAGGCUAUUCUCGAUGAGCAGUGGCAACAUACUCUCUCUGUCCAUCGCCGUUGUAAUCUACUGGGAAGCCAAAAUGUUCCCAAACUGGAUAUUUAAACGAUGAUGGAGAAUCUUCCUGGAUCCACCCCACCACUCGCCAUCGUACAGAACUAGUUCCCGGCUGCGCCUCACAGAAGGACAAUUUGAAAUGCGGCAAUUAAGAUUAGAAUUUAGAUUACAUCGUGCGCAUAGGCUGUAGUUCUUUUAACGGAAUAGCCUGAAAUGUUUUUUCAGCUCAGAUUUACUCGAGGCAUACAACGCAGCGUAGGCAUAGCCUAUAAGCAGAGUUUUUAUUUGUUAUCUAUUUUUUUAUGUCUUAAUUCGGGUUCACAGUGCGGACCGAUCCGAGGUCCCUGUACCGAAUGGUUUGGUACGAAUAUGUGUACUGUUACAGCCCUAUCCUAUAUCUCACUUCCCUCCAGGACUGCUAUUAGGACAAGAUGCUGCACAGAUUUAGGAUCAGCUCUCCCUGCCCAAAUUCUAACCCUCUCCUUUAGGGGCUACCACCCUCUAAACUGACCCCAGAUCAUUUAUUAUAGGGCUAACUUCUUUCUUCUCCUAUCCCACCAGGACUCGUACGGAGACACGCCACUGCACGACGCCAUCGCCAAAGACUUCCGGAACAUCAUUGAGAUCCUGGUGGUGGUGCCCAACAUCGACUUCACCCAGCAGAACAACCGCGGCUUCAACCUGCUGCACCACGCAGCCCUCAAAGGCAAUAAACUGUGAGUACCACACUACUACUGCACUCUACACACUACCCCAUACACACACCAACGCCACCCUUAAAGGCAUCAGGCCGUGAGUACAAUCAACACUACUACUACUAGACUACACACACAUACUAGCUACAUCUCACUACAACCCUCAUACUCUCCUCUUCUUUACUCUCCUCUUAUUUCUCUCUCUCUCUCUCUCUCUCUCUCUCUGUCUAUGUCUCUCUCUGUCUAUGUCUCUCUCUCUCUCUCUCUCUCUCUCUCUCUCUCUCUCUCUCUCUCUCUCUCUCUCUCUCUCUCUCUCUCUCUCUCUCCCCCCCCCAGGCUGAGAUGGGAAGCUCCCCCACAGCUUCUAUUCCCAUGAGCCUCAGCACUGAGAACAGCCAGGCUCUCCUCCUGUCCUUCCCUUCCCACCAGCACUAUUCACACAGAGAGAGAAGACACUCAAGACAUCCCACACACAUUCAUGACUAUGCUACAUUCUAAAACAUUCUUUGUCCAUCCAGACAGAAGGCGCAGCUCUGACUUCAGAUACAAAGAACCCUAGUGUUGGCAAAGAGUCCACAAUGACUUUGAUCUGACAAGGAGUUUGAGGGUAGCAGAGAGAGUGGUUUAGGAGAGGAGAGGGGAGCCAGAGAGGGUGGUUUAGGAGAGGAGAGGGGAGCCAGAGAGGGUGGUUUAGUAGAGGAGAGGGGAGCCAGAGAGGGUGGUUUAGUAGAGGAGAGGGGAGCCAGAGAGGGUGGUUUAGUAGAGGAGAGGGUGGUUUAGGAGAGGGGUGCCAGAGAGGGUGGUUUAGUAGAGGAGAGGGUGGUUUAGGAGAGGGGUGCCAGAGAGGGUGGUUUAGUAGAGGAGAGGGGAGCCAGAGAGGGUGGUUUAGUAGAGGAGAGGGUGGUUUAGGAGAGGGGUGCCAGAGAGGGUGGUUUAGUAGAGGAGAGGGGAGCCAGAGAGGGUGGUUUAGUAGAGGAGAGGGGAGCCAGAGAGGGUGGUUUAGUAGAGGAGAGGGGAGCCAGAGAGGGUGGUUUAGUAGAGGAGAGGGGAGCCAGAGAGGGUGGUUUAGUAGAGGAGAGGGGAGCCAGAGAGGGUGGUUUAGUAGAGGAGAGGGGAGCCAGAGAGGGUGGUUUAGUAGAGGAGAGGGUGGUUUAGUAGAGGAGAGGGGAGCCAGAGAGGGUGGUUUAGUAGAGGAGAGGGGAGCCAGAGAGGGUGGUUUAGUAGAGGAGAGGGUGGUUUAGGAGAGGGGUGCCAGAGAGGGUGGUUUAGUAGAGGAGAGGGUGGUUUAGGAGAGGGGAGCCAGAGAGGGUGGUUUAGUAGAGGAGAGGGGAGCCAAAGAGAGUGGUAAAGUCAUAUAGGUUGUGUGGGUGACACUGUCAGAAACCAUUAAGGCUCCAGACUUGAAUUCUGCUGAGCUGAGGGAGGGAAUAAAAUCUAAUCAGUUCAGUUACCACCCCAAAGCCAGGGUGAAAUACAUUUAAUUCGGCAAUAACUAGAAUACCCAGGCCAACAUUGUAUAAAGUUGCAACAUUUCGUUCAGUUUCGGUCUUCGUCAGGCCUUUAAACCCCACAAGUCAAGUGAAGAGCUGGUCUACACCCAAAAGAAGUUAGUAGAGGUGCUGACUAACAGUGAAUAGACUGUAGGCUAUAAAAAUAAAGAGUUGCACACACUAUAUACAAGCUCCCAGUAAUGUAUUGGGUAAACCACCAACGUAUGAGCAUCACAGUGCCUUCUUCAGGGUGAUAGGACUGAAAUAUAGGAGGAAAUAUAGGACAGAACGAAUGCUUAUAGACCCAACAAGUGAUUGAAGUACAUCAGAACGCAACUGUUAGACAUUCUGUUGGCAGCAGAACGCAGUCUGUUAGUCAUGGCAUAACCAGAAAUAGUCUAGAGCAGUGUUUCCAAACUCCAGUCCUCCAGUACCCCGAACAGUACACAUUUUGAUUGUAGCCCCAGACAAGCACACCUGAUUCAACUUGUCAACUAUUCAUCAGGCCCUCAAUGAGUUCAAUCAGAUGAGUUUGUCUGGGGCUACAACAAAAAUGUGUGCUGUUGGGGGUACUGGAGGACUGGAGUUGGGAACCACUGGUCUAGAGUAACUGGCUUUGCUUAACCGUCCACCUUAUAGCAAAACACUUGUGUUACUGUUAAAGGGAUAGUUCACCCAAAUUACAUAUUGGUUUCCUUACCCUGUAAGCAGUCUUUGGACAAGGUUUGACAGCAAUCAUAUCCAAAUCAUUCAAAAGUAUCUAAAAUUGAUUGUGAAGCUCAACAAAGUCACGUAUAGAUGAUUUGAACAUGAUGCACGAAAAAUGAUAAUAUCGGUACCAUGACUUGAAUGGGAUUUGUGCCACAAGCCAGGCCCCCAACUUGAUAGGGCCCUCCUCCCUCAAUGCCACUGGUAGUUGUCAUGACCCAGCUUCUCUCAUCACAUUGGCACAGCUCUGGGGGGACUAAAUAACAGCUACACCCCGAGCCCACACACACAUCUACCCUGUACUGCUUGUAUCUCUAUUCCACCCCUCAACCCCCCCAGUGACAAGCAUCUUCUUGAAUGGGGAGAAUGUUGACUGGGCACAAACAGGGGGGAAAAGGGGAAUACAGUCAGUCUGCAGCACAGAAUCAUAAAAGAAAUGGCCAAUCUGUUCGGGCACAUGUCAUAUGUGCAGUGCUGGAGUUCAGCGUGCUCUCCCAAGCAUCCAUUUGCAGCUGCUGCUGCAAAUGAAAAGAACAUAGAGAAUGACAGUAUUCUGGAGGAGCUAUUUUCACUCGUACUAUCAGUAAAUGUACACAUUAAUGUAUUAAGCAGUGGUAUUCAAACUUUUUCAGCAGGGACCCCAUUCUUUUCCUCCAGAAUUUCUGAGGACCCCAUUUUUUUUUCUCGCAACAAUUCCUCAAGACCCCAGCCCAAAUCUGAUGACACAACCUUAAAAUUGGUCCAUUUUCAUUUUUACAUCAACAAAUAACCUUAAAUUCAUUACAUUUUAAUCUCUUAUCGAAAAUACAUAAAUACAUUUACUCAAGAAAUUUGUAUUUUUCUAAUUCUCUAUAAUAAUAAUUCUGUGCUCUUUUAAAUGUUUUGUUCCCAAAAAAGUUACCCCGUCACUCCGACUUUGAAUACCACUGUAUUACAGGGUGGUCUAAGGUACUGUAUGUAUGUAUGCAUGCAUGCUAAGGUAUAGAGGAGAUUUAGCAACACUUGGAGAAUAACGGAAUUACAUUUUUAAAGUGUAUUUAUUGCUAAAAGUUAGCAGAUGGAUCUUUGUGGUCGUCGCAACGGGAAGCCUGUUGAAACCACAUCAGACGAUUAUGUCGUCGACACUAGGAGGUCCCGUCCAGUUGACAGAGAGGUAGAUAGCCGGGAGAUGGGCCUGGCUCGAGGCUAGCUCAAGGCUAACUGGUGAUUAGCCAACAACAUCCAUUCGGUUGCAGCUAGCUAGUUGCGAUGAUCCAGUGUUAAGGUCCAGUGAUUCAGUGAUUCCGGCAGAAUCACUGAGUUGUUUGGGUUUAUUUUUCCCCAAAGUAGCAUCCCUAAAGCGGUUUUGAGUUCAGUCGGAAUUCUCCAAUUCUUCUCUCGCUCCUCUCCGGUGUUUUUGCCAAUAGAAAUGUGUGUUUGUUUAUUUGAGUGAAGGUAUUUAUUUAGUUUAUCUGAGGAAAUGGAAAAAGAGCCUAGUUCUAAAAGGAUCCUGGGAAGGCAGGCAGCCAGAGCAGUACUGGAGCUCCCCAGACACAGGCAGACAAUGAGACAGAGAGCCUCAUGGAGGCCCUUUCUCUCUCUUUCCCCAUCUCUCGCUCGCUCCUGUCUCCUCUCACCCUCCCUCCCUCUCGCCAAUCUUCCUCAAUCUCUCUCUUCAUCUCUCUAUCUGGUGACCUGGGCUCUCAGUGCUCCUUCCCGAGUCCCCAGCCAAAGGCCAGUCCGUCUGUCCGUACGCACCCCAGCUAGGCCUUAACCCUCACACACAGUCCAACCACAGCAACAUUAAACGUCUGAGACGACUCCCUCUAACUACUUCACAUAACUACUCAGCAAAUAAACACACUUAAAAAUUCCUUUCUUUCCACCUCCUCAAAUCGAUGUCACUUAUAAGCUAUGGUUAUUUUCCCCAGUGAGUCCACGAUUAAGACCAAACGAUGAGAACCCCAAAAUACAUUUGCUCUCUAGCGAAAGCAUUACCAUAGCGUUGGAAUGCCCUCAAGUCAUGCUGUAUGAGCUCAUGUUAAGACAGUAAUGCCUCGUAGAUCAGGGGAUAUGGGAAUAUUCAUGAAUGUGCAGGGGUUAGUAUGGAAAUGAUGCAGAGAUCUAAACCGAGGGGAGGCGAGGUAAGAGGCGACGGAGUGACUGGGCUAAAAUCCAAUCAGAAACACUUUCCAAGGGCUGCAGGGGGAGGGGCGGGACUAUGAGCUUGUGAAGUGGGGAGGGGUAGGGGGGAUCUGAGAGAUGCGGUUUUGAUGGAGGAGCGAUGGAGGCAGCCGUGACAACCUCCCUAUCCACCCUCCAUCCUGCCUCCCCCUCCUCCCUAAGUGAUCCGCACUGCAGGUACAAAUGACCUGGAUGUCCCCCCCACCAGUAGUACAGUAUGUGGUGAGCUGCUUCUAGCAAGGCUGGCUGACCAUGCCCAUCUGCUGGUUGUGUCCUAGUGAUGGGUGAAAAAAUCUACAGUUUCAUAUCGCAACAUUAUUUUGGACAAUAUUAUAUAGAUACUCCAAGUAUCGAUUUGUAAAAAAAUAUAUAUAUAUAUGUCUGUACCUGCGCCAAAACUCCGGUAUUUUUCAUCGUAUAACUUGUUCUCUAUCUUCUUUUUAAAUAGUGAGCCAUCAUGUUUUCAGCGCUUUUAUUUUCAUGACUGAUCAAACUUUUCUCAUGCUCUCUUGUCUCUCUGCAGCAGACAUAAUGAGCAAUAUGUUUGGAACAUCAAAUCGCAAUAAAAUCUCAGUAUCGAAUCGCAAUACAUAUAGAACCAUGAGAAUUGCAAUACAUAUCGUAUCGGCACCUAAGUAUCUUGAGAAUCGCAAUACAUAUCGUAUCGGCACCUAAGCAUCAUGAUAAUAUAUUUUCAUGAUGUCCCAGGCAAUUCCCAGCCCUUUUGUUUCCUCCCUGGCAGCACUGCUGGUCGUGUACAGUAAUGCGUCUGAAACAGGUGAGCAAGGUGUUAAUGAGGGCUGCACACUUUUUAUUAAUUUUUUUAUCAUAAAUAAUGCUGCAUUAAAUCCCCUUAUUUUACUCCGCAGCAGAAAUAAUUUGACUUGACCGUGCUUUUACUGUACACUACUGUAACUACUUGUACUAAACAGCUACCCAGUCAAGAGUCGACACUCAAAUGUUUAAUCUGCUGUUCAGUAGUGGUCAUUUCAAUUAAAGAUAGCCGUUUAUUCUUGAAGAAUAUAAUUUAUAGAUGCCUCAUGAGCUUUCAAAUUAUUUAACAGUAACUUGGAGAUGCAAAUAAGAGAACCUACUUCUAGUUGACUUUAGAUUAUUAAAAAUGAGAUGCAAGGGGAAAACAACUCUGACUAAUGGGAAAGGGCAUGCCUGCCUGUCUGCAGUGGCCCGAGAAGUGUAUAAUACUGUACAGGCCAGGGCUAGGGGACUGGGGCACUGACUAAGGUCUGUUGAGUUCAACAUGCUAUAAAGCAGCCGGCGCAGAGGAUGGACACAGACAGCCCUGCUUUACAGCCAGCCAGCUUCUCGACAGACUGCAAUAUCAAAACCCAGUGCUUGAAUAACAAAGCAGGAUUACUCAAUACGCCCGUCCUAUUCGUCCUCAAAGCCCCAGCUCAGUCUCUCCACCACCACCACCUCUCAUUUUGCGCGCUAUGGAGAUUGGCGAAAGUCUGUGGAAGUAGUUAUAGAAUAUAUUUUGUGGGCGAAUAUGUGGCGUGGAUUAGAGUGAAUUAUGUUGAGUGCUUGAGGAAGCUUUAUUUGAGUGUGGGAAUGGUGGAGGAAGUGACUGAUGGUAGAGUGAGAUGCUGUAUGGCAGAGGAGGAGGAGGGUGUUAGGAAUGAGCAACGGUAAUCCUUUAAUGCAAGUUCAGCCGAGGGCUGGAGGUCAAUGGUGUUUAGAGCCGCUGCUCCUCAGUAAAACGCUUAGCACUGCCUAAUGGAAAUCCCUGACCCAUGUUGGGGCUCGCUUGGCUGUGUGUCGUUUCCUUUCCUUCUUAUGGCGGCCUUAAGCUACCGAUGUGACACAUUGACCUACGUCACAACACACAUCUCUCUGAUUCCAGGGUUUCCGUGUGUGUGAUUAUAAUCCAUAAAGCACUCUUCUGUCCCCAAGGCACGAAACAUGUACAUUAUAUGAAUAGUGCACUAUAUACUCCAUCUGAACCCGAGGCCAUUUGUUUCUACAGGGCCACGGAGAAGAUCUUGGCUCGGGCGCGUCAGCUGGUGGACGUCAAGAAGGAGGACGGCUUCUCAGCUCUGCACCUGGCCGCCCUCAACAACCACCGAGACGUGGCCGAGAUCCUUGUGAAAGAGGUAAGUAACGGGGCUGAAAAGGGGUUUCCCCCAGCCUGUAUAUCUCUGUAUCUUUCUAUCUCUCCUUCUCGCUCUGCUCCCUAGAGUUAUGAAGGAGACCUCCCCCUGGUGGCUGUUAACAUAUAUGACAUGUUUGGUUGUGGAGCAGCUAGAAGGGUUGUUGUUUCCAUGCAACACUUUCAAGGGCUUUUUGGCUUAAAAUGAACUUUCCAAUAAACUUUCCUUCAUGCUGCCAUGACAGCAUCCUUUGAAACUGGGACAGAAAUGCCACACUAAACAUUACAGGUACUAGAACAAUUGUGCUGUCUUGCAAACCAAACAGCCAAUAAUAUAGGCCUACACAUAGGCUAGGCCUACUGUCAAUUAAAGUUGCAGUAAACGUUACUUCGACAAGUUAAACUUAAACUAAUAUGUAUAAUAUUGUCAAAGUGUUUAUUAAUAUCCUUGAAUUGCUCAACAGGCAAUCGGACAUAAGCUCCCGCAGCAGCACUUUCAAUAAUCAGGAACAAAAAAUUAAUGAAUGAUGAGUCAGUGUUUGAAUGAAUGAUGAGUCUUAAAAAUGUUGCAUUUAUAUGAAAGUUAACAACAAUCAGAUAAAACAAAUUAUUAUUUAGCUUAUAACAUUCUUUAUAACACUUAAAUGAACAUUGGGCUGAAAACAAAUAGGCCCAUUAUUCUUAGGCUAUGCCUUUUGCCUAUCGAACUGUAAAAAUCCUAGAUAUACAAUCAGAUAAAACAAAAUUAUUAUUUAUAACUUUCUUUAUAACACUUAAAAACGAAUGAACAUUGGCUUAUGCUAAAAACGAAUAGGCCUAUUAGGAUAUGCCUUUUGCCUACAAGUAACAAAAUAAAUAAAGUAGCCUAAACAAAAUAAUACAUUUUAGCCUAUCCUAUAGGCUAUGUCUUUCGGCUAAGAUGCAUCUGGAUUUCAAUAUAGGCUACAUUUAAAAUUAAAUAAAGUGCAAUGAGGAACCAUUAGGUCUAGUUGUUUCUUUACCAUGUCUUAGGUCUACGUAAAGUUUCUGACAAGAAACACCAGUAUAUUGACCUUUUUCUUCCCCAGAGUAGCGAACCAUUUGUCCUUUACAUUGCAUUCUUCCAGCCUAUUGACCCCCGUACAGUACUGCAUAAUAGGAACAGCACUGUAAAAUACUUACAGAUACCAGGCAGUCACAGGACAGCGACAUAAAAAGCAAACGCAUAGAAUCUAACAUUGGUACCUUCAGAGCCUUCCCCAAAAAAAUUCAUGACAUCAACACCCCUCACCCACCCUCUCUCAGGGCCGCUGCGACAUUAACAUCCGCAACAACCGCAACCAGACGCCGUUGCAGUUGGCGGUGACGCAGGGCCAUGGGGACCUGGUGCAGCUGCUAGUGGCAGAGGGUGCCGACGUCAACAUGGAGGACGAGGACGGGGACACGGCCAUGCACGUGGCCCUCAGCCGCCCGCAGCUGGCCAACGCUACGCUCACCCCCGCCACCUCCAGCACCACGACCACCACGCCGGAAAGAGGAGAGGGAGGCCCAGGCUCAUCAUCGUCCUCGCUCUACUGCCGGGUAGGACUGUGAGGAGGGGUGUGAUCCUUCUUGAUUAAUCAGGAAUUCCUGCUUUUCUAGCAUUGUCCUCCAUUCAUAUACAUUUGAAACUGACCUAUCCCCUAGACAAAAUCCUGCUUUUCCUAGAAUGGUGAACACAGCGAUCAGACUGGUUCCACAGGCUAGUUUUUCUAUGUUGUCCUAAUCACAUCCUUAACCAGGUAGCCUGGUCCCAGAUGUGCUUUAGCCAAACUCCUCUGACUAUUGUUCACAAUGGUAGCCAAUGGAGUUGGCUAAAGCACAUCAAGAUGGGGACCAGGCCAGGAGAAGGGUGGUGUGAGAGAAAUCAUCUACCCCAGCUUCAUUUAGGCACAAUCACUCCUCACCUCCAUUUUUUUAUUGUUCCUUCUAUUAGCUAGGUAGGUUAUUGGGAAAUCAUUAUCUUAUACAAUAUGGACAAGGUAUCGACAGAGCCUUGUAUGACUACUUUACAUGACCCAGGUGGGUGCAACAGAUUGGUGGUGGAAGGAAUGAGUUACCCCCCAAUAACUGCACAAUUACAAUAUAAAGCGCUUUCAUUUUGAGAAGAGCUUUAUGUAAAUGCAAAUCAUCAGCGUUGUGUUCUAGCUGCCACUGGCACCGCCGAAGGGCAUCCUCUCGUAUCGGCACGACCCCAAACACUGCAGUGCUCAAAUACUGGCCACCCGCCAAGCCUUUUUGGGACUUGGUGGAUGGAUGGGGUAAACAAACACACACAUACACUGGCCAUUUCAAGGUGGUCAGUCUUAGUACUCUGUAUUCAGCAAAGGAGAGGGGGGAGGGGUUCUGGAUUUGUCCAGCUGGGGUGCAUUGGGUUUAGUGACAUCACACCCUUGCUGUACUCUAGUCUGUGUAUGAGGACCAGACAUGCCCUUUGCAUUUAGUAAACAGGUGGGCAGCUUGCAUCUGACGUGCCACUGAUUACUAUAAUUACUAGAAGAUUAUUGAUUAAUUGAUACUAAUGAUCAAUUACUAGUUUUAGUGUAAUCUUAUGUCCCCAGUAAUCUUGUUGUGGUUGUUGUGCACUGUACUGUCUGUCUGUCUUUCUCUCUCUGCUAUAUCUUAUGUGUGCAGCUUUCAAGCUCUCUUAUGUGAUUCCUUUAAUUUACAAGAUUAAAGGCUCAUCAGAACUCAAUUCUCUCUCUUCCUUUUCCCUCCCUCUUCCUGUCUCCUGUGUAGCUGAGCAGCUCGGGGCUGAUGGGUAACACGGAGCUGAGCGUGGGUGCGGCCAUCGCCUGUUUCCUGGCACAGGAGGGCGCCGACAUCAACUACGCCAACCACAAGGGCAAGAGCCCGCUGGACCUGGUGGCUGAUACAGCCGUGCUGCAGCUCAUCAAGAGCUUCUCCGAGAAGUACCGGUACAUACAACAACCACUGACUGACUGACAUAGUCCUACUAUUAUAACAACACCUCACACACUCCUAGCUCUGAGGGCUCAGCCUGGAGAUUAAUGCCUCAAUCAGACAUAAAUGGGCUUUAAAAUAAGUGAAAAAGAAAAGACCAAAACAAAGAAGAUAGAUAUCAUACAGUAUGUGUACCAAAUCAGUCUUCCAUCCAUCUGUUCCUUUCAGGUUGCAGCGGCUGCAGGCCAUCACGUGCGGCACGUCACUGAGCAGCACCAGCCUGCGGCGGGUCCACACAACACCCAACACCAUGACCAACCUGGCCAUGCCCGCCCUGCCAGGGCCCAGCGAGUGCCUCAUCUGCUCCGAGCUGGCCCUGCUCGUCCUCUUCUGCCCCUGCCAGCACAGCGUUGCCUGCGAAGGUAGAUGGAUAGCGUGCAGGGCUCGACAUUAAGCCUUGUCCGCGGCAAUAAAAUAAUAUAGAGAUUUCAGUAAAAAAACACAAUAUCAAAUAAUUAGUCCGAUCAGAAUUGGAUAAGGAAGUGGCGAUGCUGCAGUGCACAGCAGGGCGUACGUACAUGGUUAACAUUCUGAGUAAAUUGUCUAUAUUCCCAUUUGCUAUAGCCUAUUUCAAUAAAUAUGUUAUACUUACACAAAGCAAGAGAACAAUGUAGACUGAGCUAAGAGUCUCACCAAAGCAGUGCAAAAUAUGCGGUCAGAAAAUGUUAUUUUUUUCUCUCAAAUGUUGGAUGAUCUGGGCCAAUAUCCAAAGUCAAUUUUUAUAGCGGACACUCCGCUGUCUUAUUGUUGUAGAAGCCCAAAUUCUAUAUUUUCUCUCCAUUUGAUAUGAAUAUGACUUGGCCUAUUAAGCCACUCUUUCAGUUUAAUGCAUGUUAGAUUUCUCCUGCCGUGCCAUUUCAUGAUCAAAGAAUGAAUGAAUCUAAAUGAGUUCUAGGCUAUCUCAGCAAGUUUUAUGUUGUUUUUGAAUAACUCAGGCCUAAGGUAAUAAUGAGAGAGAUAGAAGAAACAAUAGCAAGAUAUAAAGAUCAAAUUUGAAAUUUUAACAAACAGUUGAGCAAAGCAUUAUAAAACAGAAAUUAUGCAUGCAUGCAAGGCUAGAAAAAAUAAUUCCUUGCAAUUGUGAACCAAACGACCAAAAGCCUAAUCCUACUAACUGAAAUAUCAUAAAAGCAUUAAGACAAAUUAAAGUUAUGAAUAAUAUUUUCCAAACUAUUCUAAUAAAGUGUUUAAUGUGCAGCUUUUAAAUGGGAAUAAUUAUGAAAGUCAUGCUAUGCUAUUCUUCAUUCAAAUAUUUUAAGCCACAAGAAGUGGAAUUGAGCAAACAAUACCAAGAUGGAAAAAUCUAAUGAGGAGUCAAAAGAAAUGCAUGGUUGGCCUAUUUCCAUAUUAUUCUAGCAAUGUGCAACCUACCUACAACACAUAUAGUAGCCUAGGCCAAUAAGAGAGGAGGGAGAAGAAAAAAAAACCUUUCUAAUUAUCCAGUUCCAAGGACAGCAGAGUUGCUCUGCAGCCCAUGAUGAUUUACAACACAUCUCUACCAGAGUGGAAUAGGCUAUUUGAAAAUAUUUGGCUUUUAGUCUAGGACUAGGUUUAGUCUUUGUCCGGGGAAACUGGCCUUUGGUGUUUCCACAAUGGUACUCGGGUACCUUAUUUUAGGUUUGAGGUCUUUGGGAUCUGAAGUAACUCCUCGUGCCUCUCCCUAAUCUCUCCACAGAGUGUGCUCAUCGAAUGAAGAAAUGCAUCAAAUGCCAGGUUACGAUCACCAAGAAAAUAAGACAAGGUAAUGGUACCACAGAUAAGUAGAAGGCCUGUCUUGUUUUCUGAUUUUUAUUGAUGUGUGUCGGUGAGGGGCAUUGGUAGUAAUUGAUAAAUAGAAGAUGUCCGGAUCAUACUAAUACUAGUACAGAUCACAAUACCUUUCAAUGGAGUGUGAUGUUGAAGUGAAUGAUGUGCAUCCCCCUCCUCUUCCUCCAGACCAGACAGAGGUGGACUGCAGCCCGGGCUCGGAGAACUCGGAGCAGCACAACCUGCUGGAGCAGCUGCAGUCACGCUACCGCCAGAUGGAGGAGCGCAUCACCUGCCCCAUUUGCAUCGACAACCACAUCAAGCUGGUCUUCCAGUGCGGCCACGCCUCCUGCAUCGACUGCAGCGCCGCCCUCAAGACCUGCCCCAUCUGCAGGCAGACCAUCCGCGAGCGCAUCCAGCUCUUCGUCUGACCCAGGCCCUCCUUUCUUCCUCUCUUCCCCUCCCCCCCGAGGAGUGGCCCAGGGGUGGUCAGCUCAUUGCCCGCCUUCUGCUGGUGUUUGUUAGUCAGUCAGUCUGCUCCUCAGUCGUUCAGGAU
Molecule: messenger RNA, 28265 nt
Organism: Coregonus sp. 'balchen'
Lineage: Eukaryota; Metazoa; Chordata; Actinopteri; Salmoniformes; Salmonidae
Source: the annotation of a GenBank genome assembly